AUGGAGGAGGUACAUACUAUGAAGGAGACAAUGAAUACAACUAUGAUGGAGAUGGCUACGGUGGAGGCGGAGGUGGAUAUGGUGGUGGAGACUAUGGCGAGUGGAUGUGACCGUAGGGACACAAUAUGGUUUUUUUGGUUGACAUGGGUAAUGUAUUGGAGAGAUGAUGAAUCUUUGAAGACCGGAAGGAAUAAAGCUUUGAGCCUAAAGGACUUUAAAGCAAUAAAAAGAGAUAUGAAGAAGAGAAUAAUAUAA
Dovyalis caffra is the source of this 255-nucleotide messenger RNA. The record is from the annotation of a GenBank genome assembly. Lineage: Eukaryota; Viridiplantae; Streptophyta; Magnoliopsida; Malpighiales; Salicaceae.